AUGCCUUUGUGCCCCUUUCUUCCAGACGACUGCAGUCUAAAACAGGCUGGUGAGCAAAACCCAAACUCACCUUGACCUGCCGUGUCUCUGCUGCCUUAACACACACACACACACACACACACACACACACAAAACCCCUUAGGUUGGCUGUGCAGGGCGGAUCUUUUGCCAGAGGUUCAUUUGCAACCUCCGAGGCUGCUCCUUCCACCUGAUGUCACCUACGACCGGCUUGCUGGCUGCUUUUUUUUCCACUCUAGGUAAGGAAAAUCCAUCGGUGGCUGUCAAAGAAAAGACAGUCUGAGUAGCACAGCGCAGAGUUUACACGCACUGGACCUUCCGCACACAAAAAGGGUUCCUCUGGACUGCCUCCUCUGCCUUCUCCUCGCUGACUCACGCAGCCAUGCUCUCCGGGUGACUUAAAGCCCUCCUUCCAGCCGCUUCCGAGAUUCGCCACCUCCCACUCCCCAGGUUCACCUUGGCAAGGGUGAAGAUGUCUCCGAAUCCUUGGAUGGGCACCUUCCUCCUGUCUGCCUCUUUGCUGGGUCUCCUCUUGGCGCCAGGUAAGACUUUCAAAAGGCUUUGCACCUCUCCUUUAUGGUGCCUUGAUUUCUUCUUUGCUUCUUAUUAGCGGAAAGGGGCCGCGCAAAUGUGGUGCAAGGAAAUUAUUCUGCUUUCCCUCUCUCUCUGACGCUUGCUUGAAGGACUUUUGCUCGUAAGCAAAAGGCUGCUCCCUCCUGGAAUUUUGCAAGGCUUCAAUCAAGCAGCUGCCCCCCUGUCCCCCCUCCCGGGCCAGCUGCAGAUUCUAAGGUUUCGCAUUUGACCUCCCACCUGGGAGAGAAUUCUACCUGCUCCUCCUCAGGACCCGUGCGUUUGUCUUUGCAAUCAUACUUGGGAAAAGAGUUGUUUUCACGGCGGGAAGGUUUGUCCUAACAGCUCCAUAGAAACUUGGCCCCGGAGAGUUUGCGUCCUGGAAUUGCCAUCAGCUAAAUUGCAAUUCAAUCGCCCUCUUGCGAGGAAAUGCAGGCCAGACUGCGCUUUGGAAAUGCAGCUGGUUAGGGACUGGAAAUGUGUGUGUCUUGAUCUGUAAGCGAACCUUGCAAGAUGUCAAUAGACGCGCCUGCCAGGGAAAUGGGACACCCGUCAUUAAACUUUCAAACCGAGGAAAGGACGGAUCUUGCAACAUCCCCUGCCUGUUAGGAGCUUAAAAAACGGAGGAAGAGACAGGUGCCGACAGGGGAGAGCCGGUGGGGUCCAAGUAAUGUAGGUGGCUCCAUCUGGCGAAGAGAGAGAAGAUCUGGGUUCAAAUCCUACCUUCGCAUGGACUGGCUAAGGAGCCUUGGGCAAAUUUAGCUGCAAUUUCUGUAUUGCAGGGAGUUGGACUAGAUGACCCCUGGGUCCCCUCCAAUGCUACCUUUCAAUGAUUCUAAAUCACUCUCCCAGCCUCGGUUUCCCUGCUUGUAAAAUGGAUAGAGAGGCGUAACUGUCCUUUUAAAAGUGGCACGAUCGGCACUUUAGGCUAGCUCCACUGUGUUGGAAGGAGGCAGAGCAUGCCUUCUGUGGGUGAGAGGCAGCGGGGUGUAGUGGUUAGAGUGUUGGACUAGGCCCUGGGUUCAAAUCCCCACACUGGGCCACAAACCUCUCUGGGUAUGACCCUGGGCCAGUCCCUCUCCCUCUCAGCCUAGUCUACCUCUCAGGGUCAUUGCUGGGGUUAAACGAGGACACGGAGAACCAUGUUCACCACCUUGAGUUCCUGGGAGGAAGAGGUGGAAUAUAAAUGCAAAUAAUAAUAAUAAUAAUAAUACUGACUGCUGACUGGGGCUACUUCAGGCUGCCCUCGGCUGCCCUCUCACUCGGGAAGUCUUGGCUGCAGCACAGGAAGGCAGAGAUCCUCUUUGCACAUGUUGUGGAACGGACGCCGUGCUCACAGGGCUUCCAGGUGGGGAGUCUGUCUUUGCACCCAUGUGCAAUGCCUUAACCCUGCAAGGCACCGCGGAGGGGCACUUGCAACUGCUCAGAAGAGCCCCCUAGGACAAACGGCCCUUUCGGAGCUGCUUCUCUGCGGGAUUCUGCCCGGGGACAGGGCUGCGAAUGUGACCCCCGUGCUUGGUGAGCAGAAGAAAUCCAGAGCAGGUGUCCUGCGGAGGCUUGCCGCACUGCGCCUGAGUGUGGGGAGGGUGUGUAUGUGUGUCCCCAUUGGCCCUGGAGAGGGACAAGACCCUAGCAAUCCCAAACCCCCCUCCCUCCAACGGCAAGCCUGUGUCCGACUCUGGAGGGCUGCCCCAUGGAAGAUGGAGCCAGUUUGUUUUCUGAUGGACUCAAAGAAAGGAGAUCCCGGCUAACCACCAAGAAGAACUUUCUGGUGGCAAGAGCUGUUCCACAGUGGAAUGGACUCCCUUGGAAGGUGGCAGACUCUCCUUCCUUGGGGGCUUUUAAGCAGAGGAUGGGGGGGGGCAUUUGUCACAUGAAAAUUGUCCAUGGGGAGAGGACCAUUUUUCUCCCUUUCUCGUAGCGCAGAACUCGUGGGCGUCCAAUGAAGCUCAACGUGGGAAGAUUCAGGACUGAUAAAAAGCAAGUCCUUCUUCCUGCAUCACAGAGUUAAUCUGUGGAACUCCCUCCUGUUGCAGGAGUUUAUGUAUAGGUUGGAGGGGGGUUUGCCCCUCCAGCAGAUAUCAUGCACAUGCAGCCCACUACCAAAAUCAGCACCAUCACUUUUGUGACUUUUGUGAUUUGUCCCCACAAAACACUUCAUCACAGGUUCUUCAAAAGGGCCUUUGCUGCACAAUACCAAAUGUAAGAAUUCACUGAUCAAUGCUCACUGGGAAAACUUCAGAAAUGCAUAUAGACAUGUGAGCUCAGCUACUCAGCAGCCCCUCUGCCUGAGUGAUCAUUCCUGGUAUCCUGAUACCUGAGUGCCGGACAGGUGGCCAUUCCGGAAAUAACAAACCCAGAUGAAGACAAAAGGGUGUGAUUAACUUGGCUGGGAAACAGGGAAAUGUAAAUAUCUCUUUUGUUGAUGGGUGUUUGGUGGAGGGCAAGGAGAACCAUGGGGCAGGGUCCAGGAAGCUCAGAUUACUGCCACCAGACCUCUUCUUUCAUGAUGUAACCAUGAUGUAUGAGUGAUGUAGUUUGGGGGUGUGUAACAUGGGGAUUAAAGGUAAAGGGACCCCCGACCAUUAGGUCCAGUCGCGGCCGACUCUAGGGUUGCGGCGCUCAUCUUGCUUUAUUGGCAGAGGGAGCCGGCAUACAGCUUCUGGGUCAUGUGGCUGGCAUGACUAAGCUGCUUCUGGCGAACCAGAGCAGCACACAGAAAUGCCAUUUACCUUCCCGCCGGAGUGGUACCUAUUUAUCUACUUGCACUUUGACAUGCUUUCAAACUGCUAGGUGGGCAGGAGCAGGGACCGAGCAACAGGAGCUCACCCCGUCACGGGGAUUCGAACCGCAACCUUCUGAUCGGCAAGCCCUAGGCUCUGUAGUUUAACCCACAGCGCCACCCGCGUCCCUAACAUGGGGAUUAGCAGCUAAUCAAAGUUUGGGGGCUCUUUUGUUCGGGGCUUCCAUCUUGUUUCACCUUGUGGCAGGUGGGAGUCCUGUCGCGACAGUCUUCAAUCAAGACCAAGCCGACUGGCUGCUGUUUUGCUCUGGUAUUCCUGCCUGGUGUCCUUAUUUUUUUGUCCAAGGGAGCCCUCAGAUUUCUCCGUUAACACUCCCACAGGAGGCAGCGAUGGCCAUCAACGGAGAGGCAACUUUUGGCACCCCCAAAACCACAGUCCAAAAGUCAGGAAUUUACUGUGCUGUGAAAUAUGCUUCCAGCAGGGAUGUAGCAAACACCGUCCCUUUCAAGUUCAUCAGUUUUGUUGAGUGAAAUAAAUGAAAUAGCUCAGUUGGUAGAGCAGGAGACUCUUAAACUCAGGGUUGGGGGUUCGAGCCCCAGGUUGGGCAUGUUGGAGGGGUUGGACUAAAUGAUCCUUGUGCAAAUUUAACAUACAGAAUAAGAGAACAAGGAAAAUGUACGUUUAAAGAAGAAUGGAAAACGUUCACUGAAUAUAUGGGUGGAAAUUGUGUUUAUUUAAAAACGCUGGUAGCACUAAGAUAAAUUCAACGGUAUAAAUAAGUUUUGAUGGAUGUAACAAUGGAUUACUGAAUGGUUUAGUUCAUGUAAUAUAUGCAGGGAUGUGUGGUAUGCAAAAUGAACCACCAAAAGAGAAGAUGGGAAGUAAUUGAUUUAAGGUUGUUUAAAUUAAUAUUUUGAAAUGUAAUUAGAAAAGUUAAUAAAAAUUAUAUAUUAGAACUACAGGUGAAACUCAAAAAAUUAGAAUAUUGUGGAAACGUUCAUUUAUUUCAGUAAUUCAACUUAAAAGGUGAAACUAAUAUAUGAGAUGGACUCAUGACAUGCAAAGCGAGAUCUGCUUCUGCUUCUCAGAGGUCCAGUCUUGCUCUAUUUGAAAUCCUUGUUUUGCUGAUUUCAUUUAAGAUUCAGAAUGGGUUAUCCGCCACCGGCGCUCUAGCCGUCUCAACAAUCGUUGAGACGGCUGAGCAGCCGUGUGGCAUAGCCAUUCUGAAUCUGACCGGAUCAUGGGUUAGAGCUCAAUGUCGAGCCUACCAGAGUGGCGAUAGCGACGGCGAAGAAGACUUUCUUCACCGCCUCUAUUGCAUCUGCGGAAAACAGCAGCAGGAGACUCUUUCAGGUGGUUCGCAAUUUAGCGGAACCACCUGCUCCAUCAGGGCCCAGUAGCGGCCACAUGAUCUCCUGCAAUGACUUUGCAAAGUUGUUGGCAGCUAAAGCCGCUCCGAUUCGCGAAGAGGUAGACUCCACCGUGGGAGCAGGGCCGGGGCGGGAGAGUGCUAGAGUCCUGUCUAGUCAAGUUGUGUGGGAUCAAUUCCAAUCUGUUACCCCGAGGAUGUGGACAGGCUGCUUGGACGAGUGAAACCAACCACUUGCCUCCUUGAUCCUUGCCCAUCCUGGCUUAUAAAAGCUAGCCGGGAAGGACUGGGCGAUGGGCUUCGUGGGGUGGUGAAUGCUUCCCUCCGUGGGGAGCCUUCCCAGACCCGCUGAAAGAGGCGGUUAUUAAACCGCUUCUUAAAAGACCAUCUUUAGAUGCGGCCACAAUAGCCAACUAUCGCCCAGUCUCAAAUCUUCCAUUCUUGGGCAAGGUGAUUGAGCGAGUGGUUGCUGAACAACUCCAGGCACGCCUGGAAGAAGCGGACCAUUUGGAUCCCUUCCAGUCGGGGUUCAGGCCUCAUCAUGGGACUGAAACUGCCUUGGUCGCACUGGUUGAUGAUCUCCGGCGGGCUAGGGACAAAGGUGAGUGCUGUUUCCUAGUUCUGCUGGAUCUCUCAGCGGCGUUUGAUACCAUCGACCAUAACAUCCUUCUGGACCGUCUUGAGGGGCUGGGAGCUGGGGGCACUGUUAUACAGUGGUUCCGCUCCUUCCUCCUGGGCCGUGUUCAGAAAGUGGUGGUAGGGUUUGAGUGUUCAGCCCGCGGGGCCCCCACUUGUGGGGUGCCACAGGUUUCUGUCCUCUCCCACAUGCUUUUCAACAUCUACAUGAAGCCGCUGGGAGAGAUCAUCAGGGGAUUUGGGCUGGGUGUUCAUCAGUAUGCAGAUGAUACCCAGCUCUAUCUCUCCUUCAAAUCAGAACCAGUGAAGGCAGUGAAGGUCCUGUGUGAGUGCCUGGAGGCGGUUGGAGGUUGGAUGGCGGCUAACAGAUUGAGGUUGAAUCCUGACAAGACAGAAGUACUGUUUUUGGGGGACAGGAGGCGGGCAGGUGUGGAGGAUUCCCUAGUCCUGAAUGGGGUAACUGUGCCCCUGAAGGACCAGGUGCGCAGCCUGGGAGUCAUUUUGGACUCACAGCUGUCCAUGGAGGCACAGGUCAAAUCUGUGUCCAGGGCAGCUGUUUACCAGCUCCAUCUGGUACGCAGGCUGAGACCCUAUCUGCCUGCGGACUGCCUCACCAGAGUGGUGCAUGCUCUGGUUAUCUCCCGCUUGGAUUACUGCAAUGCGCUCUACGUGGGGCUACCUUUGAAGGUGACCCGGAAACUACAACUAAUCCAGAACGCGGCAGCUAGACUGGUGACUGGGAGCGGCCGCAGAGACCACAUAACACCGGUCUUGAAAGACCUACAUUGGCUCCCAGUAUGUUUCCGAGCACAAUUCGAAAGUGUUGGUGCUGACCUUUAAAGCCCUAAACGGCCUUGGUCCAGUAUAUCUGAAGGAGCGUCUCCACCCCCAUCGUUCUACCCGGACACUGAGGUCCAGCACUGAGGGCCUUCUGGCGGUUCCCUCACUGCGAGAAGCCAAGUUACAGGGAACCAGGCAGAGGGCCUUCUCGGUAGUGGCGCCUUCCCUGUGGAACACCCUCCCACCAGAUGUCAAAGAGAACAACAACUACCAGGCUUUUAGAAGACAUCUGAAGGCAGCCCUGUUUCGGGAAGCUUUUAAUGUUUGAUGUAUUAUAGUAUUUUAAUAUUUUUUUGGAAGCCGCCCAGAGUGGCCGGGGAAGCCCAGCCAGAUGGGCGGGGUAUAAAUAAUAAAUUAUUAUUAUUAUUAUUAUUAUUAUUCUAAUUUUCUGAGAUUGUUAAUUUGGGGUUUUCAUCAGCUGUACGCCGUGAUCAUUACAAUUAUAACAAAUGAAAGCUUGACAUAUCUCACUUUGCAUGUCUUGAGUCUAUCUCAUAUAUUAGUUUCACCUUUUAAGUUGAAUUACUGAAAUAAAUGAACUUUUCCAUGAUAUUCUAAUUUUUUGAGUUUCACCCGUAGAUGACCCUUGUUGUCCCUUCCAACUCUACGAUUCUGUGAAAUAGUUUUAACUGGAUUUUCAACACAUGUGCAACUAAAUUGCUGCUGCUUUGAAGUUUAUUGUCUUCCUAUCUUCCUUAGUGGGUUGUGCAAACUGUCAUUCUGCUUUUCAUAGGGUAGAGAAGGGGGCACAGGCAUUUAUGGAACCGAGGUUUUGGUGGCCUUUAAAUAUUUUGGAAACAGCUGACAUGGACCUUUCCUUUGUUCUCUCUCCCCCCCCUCCUCCCUGCCCCACAACUUGGCCUCCUUUUUCCCCAGGCUGCUCAGGGGCUCAGGGCAGGUUUGCCUACAAGCUGCUCAAUGACCUGUUUGCCAACUACUCCAACGCGCUGCGUCCGGCAGAAGAUACUGACCGAGCUCUCAAUGUCACGCUGCAGGUCACCCUGUCCCAGAUCAUCGACAUGGUGAGUCCUUUGGUGCUUGGAGGGCGGGUGGAAGAGGAUUCAAAUGCAGCCGAGGGUCAGAGCACUCUUGUCGGAAGAGGCUGGACGGCUAUGGAUAGAUCCACUGUGUCUUGCGCCCCAUUGCAUGGGGUUUUGGUCUUGGUUGGCUAGGCCAGGGCCCUGUUUUGCCGAACUGCUUUGAGUUCUCUUUUCUCAACUGGAGACUUUCAUUCGCUAUUUGCUUAAAGGGGAAAGGGACCCCCGACCAUCAGGUCCAGUCAUGGACGACUCUGGGGUUGCGGCACUCAUCUUGCUUUUUGAUCAUCUAAUAAGUCUUCAUUCAGUCUCCAUCUAAAUGAAAUAUGACUUUCUUUUUGCAUUUCAGGGAGGUAAGCAAAUGACUGGGUUGCGGGUGGCUCUGUGGGUUAAACCACAGAGCCUAGGACUUGCCGAUCAGAAGGUCAGCGGUUCGAAUCCCCGCGACGGGGUGAGCUCCCGUUGCUCGGUCCCAGCUCCUGCCAACCUAGCAGUUCAAAAGCACAUCAAAGUUCAAGUAGAUAAACAUGUACCGCUCUGGCGGGAAGGUAAACGGCGUUUCCACGCGCUGCUCUGGUUCACCAGAAACGGCUUAGUCAUGCUGGCCACAUGACCUGGAAGCUGUACGCCAGCUCCCUCGGCCAAUAAAGCAAGGUGAGCGCCACAACCCCAGAGUUGGCCACGACUGGACUUAAUGGUCAGGGGUCCCUUUACCUUUACUUUUAACAUACAAUGAGCAUAACAUACAACAAUACAAACAACCAGAUAAAAGACUUCCUUUAUCCAGUAUCUGGCCUCCUUAUUUACUUCCUAUAAAUGUUUCCUUUAUGAAUAAUUAUUAAGAAUUUUCUAAUUAUAACUUAAAUAAUAACUUAAAUAUCCACAAAGUCUCCUAAAGACAUUAAUCAAAACAAGUAUGUAUUUUAGGGCACUGUUUUGUGAAGUAUUCCCUGCAUUUCCCCCAUGCUUUAUGAAACUCUUGUCUAGUGUGAUCUCUAAUUGCUUCUGUUAAUCUAGCCAGUUCAAUAUACCGUACUCAAUAACAGUUUGUCUUGCCAUUCCUUUUCUGUUGGCACAGUUUCUUUUUUCCAGUUUUUAGCAAUUAGGAUUAGAAACCACUUUCUAACAGGCUGGGCAAUGGCACUUGGUCUAUUCCUUCCUCGCCUCUAAAGAAAAAAAGGAGGUAUUGCAAAGGGUGUGUGUGUGUGUGUGUGUGUGUGUGUGUCAAAGCCGAUUUCCCCCAGAUUCCCCAUCCGAUGCCCCGCUCUGCAAGAAAAGCAGAGCAUAAGGUGUGCUCCUUGCACCCUGUAUCUGAGGUUGUUUUCCCUCUUGCCUUGCAGGAUGAGAGGAACCAAAUCUUGACGGCUUACCUGUGGAUCCGGCAGGUGUGGGUGGACGCCUACCUGAGCUGGGAGAAGGAGGCUUACGAUGGCAUUGACACCAUACGGAUCCCAAGCAGCUACGUCUGGAGGCCGGACAUCGUUCUGUAUAACAAGUAGGUUUCACAGUGGCGCCACAGCCCUUCCCUUUAAAAGAUGUUCUGCGAAGGUGUUUUUUGAUGAACUAAGUGGAAGACUAUGAGUCACGGGAGCAGGGAGAGAAAGUGUCUGGAUUCAGCAGUGCUUUAAGUUUGUUUUUGGUUUUUAGUCUGCUAAUGUUCUUCAUAUUGUUUUGUGGAUUAUGAGUCCUGUGACGCUCUGCAAAUUUUAUAAAAUGGCUUCUUGUGGUUAUGCUAUUUAAUCCAUUUUAUAAGUUGUUUUGCUAAUGAUUUAUAGAAGGUGGUUAUUUUAUUGUUGAUUUGUUCAUUAUUUUAUUUAUGUUGCAAGUGGUGCUGUGGUCUAAACCACUGAGCCUCUCGGGCUUGCUGAUCAGAAGUUCAGCGGUUCGAUUCCCCGCGAUGGGGUGAGCUCCCGUUGCUUGGUCCCUGCUCCUGCCAACCUAGCAGUUCGAAAGCACGUCAGAGUGCAAGUAGAUAAAUAGGUACUGCUCCAGCAGGAAGGUAAACGGCAUUUCCGUGCGCUGCUCUGGUGCGCCAGAAGCGGCUUAGUCAUGCUGGCCACAUGACCCGGAAGUUGUACGCAGGCUCCCUCGACCAAUAAAGCGAAAUGAGUGCCAUAACCCCAGAGUUGUCUGCGACUGGACUUAACGGUCAAGGGUCCCUUUACCUUUACCAAGUUACUAUUUAUUGUUUUUAUAUCAUUUGUAUUAAGUCCUCAACGAUAUUUCAAAGCAUAUAUCAUUAUACAAUUUUUUUAACAUACAAAGUUUCUUAUUGACUUUCCAUCCCUCUUUUCCCUAUGUUUGUUUUCUACUCCUUUUUAUUAGCUGUUUUACAACACAUAAUUUUUGAUUAUCUAAACCCCGCGACCAUUAUUAUUAUAAUUAGUAUAGUUCUAAAAUAGUUAUUAAUAGUAGUUAUUAUUUAUUGUAUGUAAGCCGCUUUGUGACUCACAUGAGUGAAAAGCAGCGUAGGAUUAUAAUACAGUGGUACCUCGGUUUUUGAACGUCUCGAAAGUCAAACGAAAACCCGGAAGUAACUGCUUCGGUUUUCGAAUGCUUUUCGGGACUGAAACGUGCUGCACGGCUUCCCUAUUGAGUUUUCCGGAAGUAAAUGCUUCGGUUUUCAAACGUUUCAGAAGUCCAAUGGUCUUCCGGAAUGGAUUACGUUCGAAAACCGAGGUACCACUGUAAAUGAAAUGAAAUGGAUGUUCUCCUGAAAACAGAGAGCUGCUUUCCUGACUUGGCACUGAUGCUUCAUCGGAAACUGCAAUUAUUUCAGAAUGCGGCAGCUAGACUGGUGACUGGGAGUGGCCACCGAGACCCCAUAACACCGGUCCUGAAAGACCUUUAUUGGCUCCCAGUACGUUUCCGAGCACAAUUCAAAGUGUUGGUGCUGACCUUUAAAGCCCUAAACGGCCUCGGUCCUGUAUGCCUGAAGAAGCGUCUCCAUCCUAUCCUCUAGCCCAGACACUGAGGUCCGGCUCCGAGGGCCUUCUGGCGGUUCCCUCCCUGCAAGAAGUGAGGUUACAGGGAGCCAGGCAGAGGGCCUUCCCGGUGGUGGCGCCUGCCCUGUGGAACACCCUCCCAUCAGAUGUCAAGAAAAUAAACAACUAUCUGACUUUAAAAAGACAUCUGAAGGCAGCCCUGUUUAGGGAAGUUUUUAAUGUUUAAUGCUGCCAGGCCUACCUCACAGGGGUGUUGUUGGGAUUAGAUGGGGGGGGGCAGUAGAACCAUGUAAGUCACUUCAAGCUUCAGGGAGAAAAAGCCGGGAUAUGAAUGCGAUAAGCAAGCAAUUCUUCGGUGCUCACAUUAGGGGAACUGUGUGCCAGACAUGUAAACAAGGAAUCUUUGUUGGACAGGAUUUCCCUCCUGCUUAACCAUGUGGGGUGGGGGAUGGGGGACAAAAUCUGGGCCUCGCAAUGGGAAAACGUGGCGGCGCCACGUUGUAUAUUUGUGGAGUGGGGGAAGAGAAGUGGUAGAAAUUUGGAUCAGGAGAGCUGGAAUGUGGGGAAUUACCAUGUUUUUCCGUCUAUAAGACGCCCCCAUGUAUAAGACACCCCCUAUUUUGUGUUUUUAAUACAGUGGUACCUCGGGUUACAUAUGCUUCAGGUUACAUAUGCUUCAGGUUACAUACUCUGCUAACCCAGAAAUAGUGCUUCAGGUUAAGAACUUUGCUUCAGGAUGAGAACAGAAAUGGUGCUCCAGCGGCGUGGCGGCAGCAGGAGGCCCCAUUAGCUAAAGUGGUGCUUCAGGUUAAGAACAGUUUCAGGUUAAGAACAGACCUCCGGAACGAAUUAAGUACUUAACCCGAGGUACCACUGUAUUCUGUUGGGAACCUCCCAGAGUGGCUGGGGAAACCCAGCCAGAUGGGUGGAGUAUAAAUAAUAACAAUAAUAAUAAUUUCUCUCCUUCCCCCUCCUCCAGCGCCGAUGACCAGUUCACGGGCUCGAUGGAGACCAACGUGGUGAUCCACUCGGACGGCCAGAUCAUGUGGGACUCUCCGGCCAUCACCAAGAGCUCCUGCAAGGUGGACGUCUCCUACUUCCCCUUUGACGGCCAGCAGUGCCGACUGACCUUUGGCUCCUGGACGUACAACGGGAACCAGAUCGACAUCCUGAACAAACAGGAGACGGGGGACCUGACGGACUUUGUGGAGAACGUGGAGUGGGAGGUCCUGGGGAUGCCGGCCAAGCGCAGCGUGGUCACCUACGGGUGCUGCUCGGAGCCCUACCCGGACGUCACCUACACGCUCCUCCUCAAGAGGAGGGCUUCCUUCUACAUCUUCAACCUACUUCUCCCCUGCAUCAUGAUCUCUUUCCUGGCCCCGCUGGGCUUCUACCUCCCGGCCGACUCCGGGGAGAAGGUGUCCCUGGGGGUGACCGUCCUCCUGGCACUGACCGUCUUUCAGCUGCUGGUGGCCGAGAGCAUGCCUCCCUCGGAGAACGUGCCCCUCAUCGGUGAGUAGUCUCUGGGGGGAGAAGGUGAGGAUUGCGGCGUCUCUGGGCCCAGCCCAGAAACAAGGAAACUGAAAAAAGGGAUAUUGCGUGUUUGGGGUUGACAUCUGCAGGAUCUGAUCUCUUUCCGCAGGGCCUGUAAGACAGAGUUGUUCCGCCUGGCCUUUGGAUUGGAAUCCACUUGAUUCCCUCCCCCUCUUUCCCUUUCUCCUUCUCUGAUCGAACUCCUAGUUGGGGACUUCCCUGGCUUUUUUCUGGCCCACGUAGGACCGGUCUGGAUAGUUGGCCUUGGUGAAGAUUUGACGUUUUCAUCCCCAAAAAAGUUUUUGAUUUGAGCUUCUACUGAAAUGAGGCUGCAUUUUAAUGUUGUAUUUUAAUUUUGUUUUUAAGUUGUAUUUUAAUGAAUUGUUUUUAUACCUGGUGUUAGCCGCCCUGAGCCCGGUCUUGGCUGGGGAGGGCAGGGUUUUUUUUUAAUUUUAAUAAUUUUUAAAAAUUUAAUAAAUUUACAGUGGUACCUUGGGUUAUAUACGCUUCAGGUUACAGACGCUUCAGGUUACAGAUGCUUCAGGUUACAGACUCCGCUUAACCCAGAAAUAGUACCUCGGGUUAAGAACUUUGCUUCAGGAUGAGAACAGCAGCAGGAGGCCAUGUUAGCUAAAGUGGUGCUUCAGCUUAAGAACAGUUUCAGGUUAAGAACGGACCUCCGGAACGAAUUAAGUACUUAACCCGAGGUACCACUGUAAUACUUUAUAAAAUUUUAAUAUUUUUUAAAAUUAUUAUUAUUAUUAUUAUUAUUAUAUUUGAUGUUUUAUUGUGUUUUUAAUAUUCAGUUGGGAGGUGCCCAGAGUGGCUGGGGAAACCCAGCUGGAUGGGUGGGGUAUAAAUAACAAAAUAUAACAACAACAACAACAACAACAACAACAACAAUAAUAAUAUAUUAAUAAUACUUGCGAAGGUCUCAUGUUGCCUUCCCCAGCCUGGUGCUCCCUCUAUUUCAGGCUCCUGGCGGGGGCUGAUGGGAGUUGUAGUCCAGGCCCCCGGAUUGGUGUGAUGGCCGCUCUCAGGUGCUAAAGGAGCGUCUCCUCUUGUUCGUCCGCCCCCCGCUCCCCGACCCCUCCACCUGCAGGCAAAUACUACAUCGCCACCAUGACCAUGAUCACGGCCUCGACCGCCUUGACCAUCUUCAUCAUGAACAUCCACCACUGCGGCCCUGGCGCCAAACCCGUCCCCAGGUGGGCCAAGAAGCUCAUCUUGCAGUACAUGGCCCGCAUCUUCUUCGUCUACGAAGUGGGGGAGAGCUGCAAGAGCCCCCGGCCGGAGCCAGAGCCCGCCCCCAAAGCCCGCGUGGCCAACGGCGGGGGCCCCACGCGGGGGGUGGGCAGGGGGAGAUCCCCCGGCGAGGAAGUGCCGCCCCGCCGGUCUCCUUCGCAGGGGCCCAGCAGCCCCUCGGAGCAGCCCGGCUGGGGCGAGGGCAGCCAGUACGUGGACCUGGAGGGCGGGGAGGGCGAGUCUGCGGAUCAGGCCCCCUGCGCCAAGAGCCGCUGCCUCUGCCACCACCACAGCAUCCUCAGGAACGUGGAGUACAUUGCCAACUGCUUCCGGGACCAGAAGGCGGCUUCCAGGCGGACCGGGGAGUGGAAGAAGAUCGCCAAGGUGAUGGACCGCUUCUUCAUGUGGGUCUUCUUCGCCAUGGUAUUCAUCAUGAGCGUCCUCAUCAUGGGCAAAGCCAUCUGA
Messenger RNA from Podarcis lilfordi (Lilford's wall lizard), 13402 nucleotides. NCBI's taxonomy places the organism in Eukaryota, Metazoa, Chordata, Lepidosauria, Squamata, Lacertidae. The record is from the annotation of a GenBank genome assembly.